Molecule: messenger RNA, 1521 nt
Organism: Alternaria alternata
Lineage: Eukaryota; Fungi; Ascomycota; Dothideomycetes; Pleosporales; Pleosporaceae
Product: DUF1774-domain-containing protein
Exons: 2
Coding region: 263-1153 (296 amino acids)
Source: RefSeq, a predicted model, not a curated record
CGGGUCAGUUCUGAAUUCUUCUUCUCUUCUCGUGCACCUUUGGCAGACAGGAAGCUUGGACAGCUGCGUGGAUCAUUAGUCAAGGCGAAUACAGUGGGUGCAAACGUGCAAGUACCUGAUUGAGCGGACCCCUCUACCUGACUCCACGCUUGCUCAGGUCGUACCACCUGGUUCUUCUUCCUCCUUCGUCUGCUUCGCCCCUCGUAACGAAACUACCAACGUCAAUAAACCUCGCACACAUAGCCCAUCAAACCUCACCAAGAUGGCAGACAGCGCCCCCGCCAACGACUCGAACGGCAAUGGCAGCAGCCUCAACCCCUUCGCCAAAAAGGACUCACACUCUGACCAAUCCAUCCUCCUCUACAAGAUCACCACAACAAUCUCCUGGCUCCUACUCGUAGUCUCAGCCAUCUACACCACCUUCGCCUCGCCCAACGGCCCAAACUCGCACAAGUUCUGGCACAACAACCCCUCUACGCCCUUUGCGCAGUCCAGCAUCUUCACAUCCAUAUACGUAUUGAUCAUCUUCAUUCUGCAGUCUGGCUACGCGUACGCCCUGUACAUGAGCGAUACCACCUACGUCACUUCAGCCGCCAACCUCGGUAGCCACUUUAUUGCCAACAACUUGCUUUUGUUCGGCUUUGUGUUCCUCUUCACGCACAUGCACUACUGGCUGGCGCUGUUCUUGCUCGUGCUCAACUUUGGUAAUCUCAGUAUGGCGUAUUUCCGCCACAGCACUGCGCCGAGGGCUAUCCAUAUCGGUACUGUCAGUGGACCGUUGGCAUGGAACUUUGUUGCGCUCUACUGGGUUGGUGCGAUCGCGGUUCAUUCGAAUCAUUUUGCGGCGAGAAUUGUGGCCAAUGUGUUUAUUUGGGGAUGGUUGGGCUAUGGCAUGUUCUUCUUGGUGGCGUACAAGGACUACACCAUGGGGUUUGCGCUAAGUGUGCUGUGUUUCUCAACCGGCGUUGGACAAUUCCUUACCCGCCCGCAUCUCUUCCAGCUCCAGUGGAUCUUUGCUUUCACAAUUGGUGGUCUGCUCUUCUUGCUUUCGCUUGCUGUCGGCAUGCCCGGUUUGCUUGGACGCGAUCCUUUCCCUCGUGGCCAGAUCGUCAGCGAGGAUAGGGAGAGGGCACCUUUGUUGGCCGAUGACUAGGUGGUGAUGUGGGGGUAUUGAGUGUAGCAUUGUGUAUAAGCUAUGCUUGUGCUGAGAUACAUGAGAUGGUGGUGAGGUCUACAUAUAUGGAAGAAAGCCUGCCAAGGCUAGUCGCAUGACGGGUGGUGGUGGAAAAGGCACAGCGAUUGUACUCAAGUGCUAGUUCGCUUGGGGAGGAGGGGACGAAUGUGCGAUUGAACAACUGCGAAGUGCUAGUCCUCGAAGUUGAGGGUCGGUGACAUACAGGUUCGACGCAUACCGGAUAAGUUCUCAGGUCGAAAUGUUUAUACAAUGUUAGACCUAGGUUACUCAUAGCUCACUCAACGUUAUUGAGAAACACUACCGCUUGAUUAAUGUAUACGGCUCAU